Messenger RNA from Orycteropus afer afer, 1728 nucleotides. RefSeq names its product DNA polymerase lambda (gene POLL). Lineage: Eukaryota; Metazoa; Chordata; Mammalia; Tubulidentata; Orycteropodidae. Gene Ontology annotation, molecular function: DNA binding; DNA-directed DNA polymerase activity. Gene Ontology annotation, cellular component: nucleus. The transcript is spliced from 8 exons. The record is from RefSeq and is a predicted model, not a curated record. Gene Ontology annotation, biological process: double-strand break repair via nonhomologous end joining. Bases 1 to 1728 code for a protein of 575 amino acids.
AUGGACCCCACAGGUAUCCUGAAGGCAUUUCCCAAGCGGAAGAAAAUUCAUGCCAAUCCAUCAUCACAAACUUCUGUGAAGAUUCCCAAGAGGGAAGACAGAGAAGAAGCAGGAGGGUGGCUGAGCUCCCUGCGGGCCCAUGUUGUGCCCACUGGCAUUGGCCGAGCACGGGCUGAACUCUUUGAGAAGCAGAUUGUCCAGCAUGGUGGCCAGAUAUGCCCUGCCCAGGCCCCUGGGAUCACUCAUAUUGUGGUGGAUGAAGGCAUGGACUGUGAGCGGGCCCUCCGUCUCCUUAAACUGCCCCAGCUGCCCCCAGGUGCCCAGCUGGUCAAAUCAGCUUGGCUGAGUGUGUGCCUUCAGGAGAGAAGGCUGGUGGACACAGCAGGAUUCAGCAUAUUCAUCCACAACAGGUUCCUGGACCAACCACAGCCCAUUAAAGGCAACCAAAACUCUUCUCCUCUUCCUGGUCCCCAUGAGGCUCUACUCGGGACACCCCUGUCUCCUCCACCUCCUUCCAUCAGACCUGUAUCUCCUUUCCAGAAAGCAGAAGAGGCACCAAGCACCCAAGCCCAGUCCUGCUCUGAUGAUGAAGCCAGUGAUGGAGAAGAAGCCCAGGUUAGCGAAGCUGAUUUGCAAACCCUGAUCAGUGGCCACUAUCCCACCCCCCCUGAGGGAGAUGAUGAGCCUAGCCCAGCCCCCAAGGCACUGGCUAAGUGGGUCUGUGCACAGCCUUCAAGCCAGAAAGCCACCAACUACAAUUCCCACAUCACAGAGAAGCUGGAAGUGCUGGCUAAAGCCUACAGUGUCCAAGGAGACAAGUGGAGGGCCCUGGGCUAUGCCAAGGCCAUCAAUGCCCUCAAGAGCUUCCACAAGCCUGUUACCUCUUACCAGGAGGCCAGCAGUAUCCCCGGGAUUGGGAAGCGGAUGGCCGAGAAGGUUGUCGAGAUCCUGGAGAGCGGGCACCUGCGGAAGCUGGACCAUAUCAGCGAGAGCGUGCCUGUCUUGGAGCUCUUCUCCAACAUCUGGGGGGCUGGGACCAAGACUGCCCAGAUGUGGUACCAUCAGGGCUUCCGGAGCCUGGAAGACAUCCGCAGCCAGGCCUCCCUGACCACCCAGCAGGCCAUUGGCCUGAAGCAUUAUGAUGACUUCCUGGAACGCAUGCCCAGGGAGGAGGCUACAGAGAUCCAGCAAACAGUCCGGGAAUCGGCCCAAGCCCUCAACCCUGGGCUGCUCUGUGUGGCAUGUGGUUCCUACCGACGAGGGAAGGCCACCUGUGGUGAUGUGGAUGUGCUGGUCACUCACCCAGAUGGCCGGUCCCACCAGGGCAUCUUCAGUCACCUCAUUGACAGCCUCCGGCAGCGAGGCUUCCUGACAGAUGACUUGGUGAGCCAGGAGGACAACGGGCAGCAGCAGAAGUACUUGGGGGUGUGCCAGCUCCCAGGGCCCGGGCAGCGGCACCGGCGGCUGGACAUCAUUGUGGUGCCUUACCACGAGUUUGCCUGCGCCCUGCUCUACUUCACCGGCUCCGCCCACUUCAACCGCUCCAUGAGGGCUCUGGCCAAGACCAAGGGCAUGAGCUUGUCAGAGCAUUCGCUCAGAAUGGGUGUGGUCCGAGACACCCACGGCCUCAAGGUGGGACCUGGCCAGGUGCUUCCCACCCCCACUGAGAAGGAUGUCUUCAGGCUCCUAGGCCUCCCCUACCGAGAACCAGCUGAGCGGGACUGGUGA